Sinocyclocheilus grahami is the source of this 1010-nucleotide messenger RNA. Its product is annotated as protein yippee-like 1. Lineage: Eukaryota; Metazoa; Chordata; Actinopteri; Cypriniformes; Cyprinidae. Bases 457 to 816 code for a protein of 119 amino acids. The record is from RefSeq and is a predicted model, not a curated record. The transcript has 5 exons.
UCACACGCCAGUAACGCGACGCCCCGCCCACUCACAAAACAGCAAGUCUAUCACAAAGAGAGCAACAAAGACUAGAGAAAUGUACAGCCUAACCGACACACAAAACUGACAGAUGGUCUCAGUCUGAGGUCUCACGCGGAAUCGGCACCGAGACAAGACAACCGAAACCGAAAAAAAAUAAAAAUAUCACAAAGUGUAUGUACUCUAGAAAAAAAAAAAAUGUUUUGCUUCAGCUUCCCUAUAGACAAUCUAUGCCAAACUUCGCAUUGAGAUCCGGUUCAGGUGGUUGUAUUUUCUCCUGUGGUGUCUGUGUGGAGCGUGCCACACAUCCACUCCACAACAACGACGGCUUUCGCUUGCAUCUUUCAGUGUUUCUUCUGUCAGCAAGUUCAGCAGAGCUGCAACUCGUCUAGCGCCAGCCCAGAGGAACCCAGUGAGGAGCAUCACAACUGUGAGAUGGUAAAAAUGACAAAGUCCAAGACCUUCCAGGCCUACCUGCCCAACUGUCACCGAACCUACAGCUGCAUCCACUGCCGGGCACAUCUCGCCAAUCAUGAUGAGCUCAUCUCAAAGUCAUUCCAAGGCAGCCAGGGACGAGCCUACCUUUUCAAUUCAGUUGUGAAUGUCGGUUGUGGUCCAGCAGAAGAGAGGGUUCUCCUAACAGGUUUACACGCUGUGGCGGACAUCUACUGUGAAAAUUGUAAAACCACUCUGGGCUGGAAAUACGAGCAUGCAUUUGAGAGCAGUCAGAAAUACAAAGAAGGCAAGUUCAUCAUCGAGCUGGCUCACAUGAUCAAAGAUAAUGGCUGGGAGUGACCUUCACCUACUUCCUCUCCGCUCAGUGACCUUUGGGCUGCUCUGUCGUGGACUUUGCCGAGUGACACCACCACACGCACACGUAUACAAACAAAAAACGCACAGACACGCACGCGCGUGCACACACGCCACCGUCGACCAUGACGCAUCCUGACAUCUCUACUGGGUCAUCACAAAACUCAAAGGCAGAGUGA